AUGGCGGGACGUGUCCCUCUUGGCUCGGGGGCUAAUCAGAACCGAGUGUUCAUUGACUUAACGGACGAGAUUGAACCAAACGAUUCAGAGGUAUCAGAGAAUCUGGUUCAGGGCAAGCUUCCAUUUGUGACAGCUUUGGCGUAUCGUUCGCCAACGGUACCACAAAAAAGGAAAAGUUUAGAUUCGUCUGAUAUUUCUGAUUCGUCAAGCGAAGGAAACAAUGCACAGCGUCCACGCCUGUCGCAUGCCCAUCCUGAUCCAUCUACGCCUAGUCCUGCACCUAGUCCAAGGCCAUCCCGGAUCAGCGUUGUGAUACCAUCGCCAACAUCAAAGCAAAAGCGCGAAAUUGCAAUUGCACGAUGUAUCGACAAUGUGAAUGGAAUGGACGCUCAUAUCUUUCCGACAACUGAUGAAGAGGAAAGGGUUAAGAAGGCCGCAUACCCUACUACGAGGGGACGUGUUGACCGUCGUUCUGUGCCAUUGUCAUUUCAAUCGACCCCAACGCUUGACUUACCUUUACCUACAAACACAAACCACCUUGCAAAGCUCCGUCACACUCUCGACGAGAAGCUAAAGCGCAUCAAUGGGCCUGCGGUUAUUCCAACUGUUGAUUCCCCGACACGUCUUGCUAAACUAGCCGAUAACUUUGUGUUCAUUAACGGUUAUCAGUACCGUGAGGGUGUUGAACGAAUCCCUGAUGACUCGGACUUCAAUAUCGGAUGUGCAUGCACUGGGGCUGACGGCUGUGACCGUUUCACAUGUGAUUGCCUAAGUAAGGAAGAAGAUUCUGAGGAUCGAAUCGUUCCUUACGAGAUCUGCGAGAGUAAUCGUAGAUUGAUUGUCGCGACUAAGAGUUUCCUCAAGCGUAAGGCAAUCAUUUACGAAUGCAAUUCGCGUUGUGGCUGUAACGGGGAAAGAUGCUGGAACCAUGUUGUUCAGAAAGGAAGGACUAUCAGGUUGGAAAUCUUUGACACUGGAUCUCGCGGCUUCGGCCUUCGGUCCCCCGACUUGAUCCACCGCGGUCAAUUUAUUGAUCUUUACCUCGGUGAGGUAAUUACCAAGGCCGAAGCCGAUGAGCGUGAGAAUUUAACCGAUGGUUCGCACGCCCAAUCCUACCUUUUUUCCUUGGAUUGGUAUGUUAAGGACGACGACGAUGAAGAGCGGAACAUGAAGGUCAUCGACGGCCGUAAAUUUGGUUCUGCGACACGAUUUAUGAACCACUCUUGCAAUCCUAACUGCAAGAUCGUUCCCGUGUGCACCACCAAUCAUGCCGAUGAAUACCUUUACAACCUUGCCUUUUUCGCAAACCGGGAUAUUGCCCCUGGCACCGAAUUGACGUUCGACUAUAAUCAGGGUGAGGAGAAUACCACUCCUCAGAAGAUUGAUCCCGAGGCCGUGCCAUGCCUAUGCGGUGAAACCAAGUGUCGUGGACAAUUGUGGCCAAAUAAGCGUAAGGGCCAGGGAUCAAAGCCUUAA
Molecule: messenger RNA, 1476 nt
Organism: Penicillium coprophilum
Lineage: Eukaryota; Fungi; Ascomycota; Eurotiomycetes; Eurotiales; Aspergillaceae
Gene: clrD
Exons: 3
Coding region: 1-1476 (491 amino acids)
Cellular component (GO): nucleus
Molecular function (GO): protein binding; histone methyltransferase activity; zinc ion binding
Source: RefSeq, a predicted model, not a curated record